Nothoprocta perdicaria is the source of this 933-nucleotide messenger RNA. RefSeq names its product olfactory receptor 14J1-like. The transcript has a single exon. Gene Ontology annotation, molecular function: G protein-coupled receptor activity; olfactory receptor activity. The record is from RefSeq and is a predicted model, not a curated record. Bases 1 to 933 code for a protein of 310 amino acids. Gene Ontology annotation, cellular component: membrane. NCBI's taxonomy places the organism in Eukaryota, Metazoa, Chordata, Aves, Tinamiformes, Tinamidae. Gene Ontology annotation, biological process: G protein-coupled receptor signaling pathway.
AUGUCCAACAGCAGCUCCUUCAACGAAUUCCUUCUCAUGCCAUUUGCGGAUACACGGGAGCUGCAGCUCUUGCACUUUGCACUCUUCCUGGCCAUCCACCUGGCUGCCCUCCUGGCCAACGGCCUCAUCAUCACAGCCAUAGCCUGUGACCACCGCCUGCACACCCCCAUGUACUUCCGCCUCAACCUCUCCCUCCUCGACGUUGGCUUCAUCUCCACCACUGUCCCCAAAUCCAUGGCCAAUUCCCUGUGUGACACCAGGGCCAUUUCCUACUGGGGAUGUGUUGCACAGGUCUUUCUGUUUGUCUUUUUCACGUCAGCAGAAUAUUCUCUUCUCACAAUCAUGGCCUAUGACCCCUAUGUUGCCAUCUGCAGACCCCUGCACUAUGGCACCCUCCUGGACAGCAGAGCUUGUGUCAAAAUGGCAGCAGCUGCCUGGGCAUCUAAUUUCACCUAUGGUCUCCUGCACACUGCCAAUACAUUUUCCAUACCACUCUGCCAAGGCAAUGCUCUGGGACAGUUCUUCUGUGAGAUCCCCCAGAUCCUCAAGCUCUCCUGUUCACACUGCUACAUCAGGGAAGUUGGACUUCUUGCAAUUAGUGUCUGUUUAUGUCUUGGGUGUUUCCUUUUCAUUGUGGUGUCCUAUGUGCAGAUCUUCCGAGCUGUGCUGAGGAUCCCCUCUGAGCAGGGCCGCCACAAAGCCUUUUCCAUGUGUCUCCCGCACCUGGUCGUGGUCUCCCUUUUUCUCAGCACUGCAGUGUUUGCCUACCUGAAACCCCCCUCCAUGUCCUCCCCAGCUCUGGAUCUGGUGCUGGCUGUUCUAUAUUCAAUGUUGCCUCCAACAGUGAAUCCCCUCAUCUACAGCAUGAGGAACAAGGAGCUCAAGGAGGCACUGAGAAAAAUUUUUCAGUGUGUACAAUAUCCCCAGCAAUAA